Molecule: messenger RNA, 1812 nt
Organism: Miscanthus lutarioriparius
Lineage: Eukaryota; Viridiplantae; Streptophyta; Magnoliopsida; Poales; Poaceae
Source: the annotation of a GenBank genome assembly
AUGGGGAGAAAAGGAAGGUGGUUUGACACCGUGCACAGAAUCUUGAGUACUUCUGAACCUGAUCCCGUGGAGACGCAGACGGAUGCCAAGGCUGCGAAGCUGAGAGACAAACCGAGCUUCAAGAAGUUAUGGCAAUUCGGCAAAUCAAACUCGUCCAGUGCUUCCACCUCUGCGGCACCCGCGCUGGAUGUAGAGGCUCGUCAUCAGACUCAGUUGCCACAGUCACCAGCGCCUGAUAAUAAGCAACAUUUCGAGGAGAUCACGGCAGAGGUGCAGUUCGUGGAGACGAGAUGCGAGGAAGGCGAGUGCAUGCGCCCGGCAGAGGAGGCGUCACCAACUUCAAAGGUCGACUCCACCUCCGCACACAUGGCAGCGGCAGCGGCAGCGAUCGCCCGACCCACCGUCAUCUCACCGACGACGUGGUCUGCGCGCUCAAAGGAGGACAUUGCCGCCACCAGGAUCCAAGCGGCUUGUAGGGGCCAUCUGGCAAGGAGACCACACCAGGAAAGAGGAAUUGCUAGGUUGAUGUUGUUGGUCAACGAGGGGUUCGCCGUUAAGCGCCAAACCGAGGAAGCAUUGUACUGCAUGCAGAUGAUGACAAGGAUUCAGACUCAGAUAUACUCGAGAAGGCUGAAGACUGAGGAGGACAAGAAGGCUCUCAAGAGUCAGACCAAGGUUAAACAGAGCCUGGACAAAACAAAGACUGGUGACGGCUGGGACCAUAGCCUGCAGUCUAAGGAGCAGAUGGAAGCCGUGCUGAAGAUGAAGCAAGAAGCCGCUUCAAGGCGGCAAAGGGCCUUGUCAUACGCAUUUUCUCAACAGUGGAGGAACAGGAACACCUCUUCUGCGAGAGCUGCGCAUGCGCCUGCUCCGAUGUUCAUGGACCCCGGCAAUCCGAACUGGGGCUGGAGCUGGACGGAGCGCUGGAUGGCGGCUGCGAGGCCGUGGGAGAACCAGACCACGACACCGCCGGACACUGGCCGUGUCACAUCGAAGAGUGCUAGCAGCCGGCUGCCUCGAGUGGCCGUCUCGGUCCAGAUACCCACGACCACUACUACGCCAAAGGGCAAGUCCUUCCGUCCACCGAACUGGCCGUCAUCUCUAUCGUCCCCGUCGACGCCCCCGCCACGGUCGUCGUCGUCGAUCUCAGGGAGGUCGGCCAUGCUCGCGAGCCCGAGGAGCGGCUCACUCCACGCUACGAGCGGCCUCCAGCACACCAAGAGCCUGCAGCCAGAUCGCCGCCCGCGGAGCAGCCAGGAACUCUCGGUAAACAGCCCGCGCCGCGCCGCGCCGGCGAGCCCCAGGGGCAGCGGAAGCAGCAGCCCGCUCCACACAUCGAGUGGCGCGACGACCAUGCAACUCGAGCGUCGCCCGCGGAGCAGCCAGGACCGCGGGAUGAGCAGCCCGCGCCUGGGCGCCAAGGACACCCCGCUGCGGCGCACGACGAGCCUGCGGGCGGAGCUCCCAAGAAGGCUGAGCCUGGGAAGCGCCAUCGCGGCCGCUUCCAUGGGAGACGACGAGGGCGCGCCGGUGACCCCCAGCUACAUGCAGCCAACAAAGUCCGUGAGGGCCAAGGUCGUCAGAUGCCCGAGCCCGUCGGCGGCGUUGGCCACUUCUGACAUGUUUGACGCUCCCGAGAGCGGUCCAGCGCUAGCGCCUCUACAAGUGCCUCCCUCACCGUCUUCGGCCAAGAAGCGUUUGUCCCAGGCGUUCGCGGACAAGCCGAGUGCCUCGUCGCCGAGCAAGGUGGCGCUGGAGAGGGUAAGGCGGCACUCGCAGCUUUCCAGUCCCAGGAUGUCGCUGUCCAAGUGA